GCACCUGAAGGCCAACUCUGCAGUGGUCAGCUGGGAUGUCCUGGAAGAUGAGGUUGUCAUUGGAUUUGCCAUCUCUCAGCAGAAGAAAGACGUGAGGAUGCUGCGCUUCAUCCAGGAAGUGAACACCACCACCCGCUCAUGCGCCCUCUGGGACCUGGAGGAGGACACGGAGUAUAUCGUGCAUGUACAGGCCAUCUCCAUUCAGGGACAGAGCCCAGCCAGCGAGCCGGUGCUCUUCAAGACCCCUCGAGAGGCCGAGAAGAUGGCCUCUAAGAACAAAGAUGAAGUCACCAUGAAGGAGAUGGGGAAGAACCAACAGCUGCGGACAGGGGAGGUGCUCAUCAUCGUCGUGGUCCUGUUCAUGUGGGCAGGUGUCAUUGCCCUCUUCUGCCGCCAGUAUGACAUUAUCAAGGACAAUGAACCCAAUAACAACAAGGAGAAAACUAAGAGUGCCUCUGAAACCAGCACUCCAGAGCACCAGGGCGGGGGGCUCCUCCGCAGCAAGAUAUGAAAUCCUUUCAGUGCUUGCUCUGAGCAGCUCAGAAGACAGUAGAGAAUGAGAGGAUCUCAUGAUUCUGACGAUGAUUAUCCAACAAACAUCUGGCCCUCUCUGCAUCUCCUCCUCCUUCCAUCUUGUACCCUCUGGCUUACUGUCCGCUCUCUCGGCUUCUCUCUUUCUGGCACCUUUUCCUGAAGCCUCUUAUUGACCCCUAUUUCCAGAAACACUUCGACAAUGUCAGUGGCUGAGGCUGUGCCUAGAGGCAUAUCUGCAGGAUGUGAGCAAACCAGCCAGAGGGAUGACUGCUGGGGGGAGAGUGGGCACCAGGGCGCUGAGCCCAGGACUCAGGUUUGGCCAUUCAGCUGAGUGAGGCCGAAGGCUGGGCUGGAAAAGGCAGACAGACAAGAUCUCCAGGGAGGGCUGCUCUUCUUUCCGCAAGGGACAAGAGCCUGGCUUUUAGGCUGCAGCUCUGCUGGCUCCCUUCCUCCUCCAGCCCUGUUUCCUCCCUUGCAAGAAGUCUAUUCAAUUGGCUUUGGCCACUUCUCUCAUUUCUUUCCUCCCAGUUUCCAAACAAGCCCUCAGUGAACAUCAUCGAAGCAUGACUGACUGUCUGCAGGGAGAAGGAUUUCAUUUUUCUUCUCUGCUGGUCUGCGGGUCCUGAGCACAGGGAGAGGGCCAACUGCAGUCAGGGAGGAGGCACAGCUAGCUGCAGUUCUCCUUCUUCCCUCUUAGUCUGAUGAAAGAGGCUGAACUACAAACCCAAAUUCUGCAAAAAAAAUAAUAAUAAGCCACAAAACUAAAAAGGCCUGGCUCCAUCCUGGAAAAGGCAAAGCUGCAUGAAACAGCUUUCUGCCUCCUCAUCUCUCCUGGACUGGCUUCCUCUUUGAGAAAAUGCACAACGCUCUGGGAGAUAACAAGCAGUAAGAUUGCCUCAAGCUGUCUUUUAGACCGAGGAGCAUUGGAGGAGGCCAUGGAGCUGCCUGCCGUGCAGGGUCAUGGCUGCUGUGAAGCCUUUUCUGGAUGUAGCCAUCAAAGACUUGUUUGUGGUGUGAUAUACACCUUUGUGAGUGUGUAAGAUGUUACCUGUUUUGUCUCUUGAAACACAUAAUUGGAGGGCUCCGUUCCAGAGGACAGAGGGUUCUUCCAAGACUUACGCUGGUUGCCUGUACUCUCCCUGUCUUCUCUGACAUUUACUUUGAUGGUAAGAUCAUCAGUCUGAGGUUUAAAAAGACUUCGAAGGUACUGACCCUGUUUGUUAAGGAAGCAUCUCUUGGAGUUUCAGCAGAGCCAGCUGGGGCAACUGAAAAGGCACAUCCACAUUUUAUAUCCUAGACUGCUGACCCACCCACUGUGGAGUGGAAGUUACUGGAAGGCAGGCCUAAGCCAUGUACCACAGACAGGCAGAGCAGCCUGGCUGUCACAACUAGCCUCUAGAGUCUCCAUAUCUUACCAUCUCAUCAGGAUUCUGGGAAAGUUACCCAGGGUCUUCAUGUCCUUCCCUAGAGCCUGAGUGGUAUGAGGUGACAGGUCUCUCUCUCCACUGCCCCUUUCUGGUUAAAAAACAAACUAACAAACAAUGGUGCUUGAUGAGGGGAGGCAAACUCUUCCCUGGGAUUGGUGAGUUACAGCUGCCAGAUGCCUGCACGGGAAGAGGUGGACUCUGCGUCUUCCACUGGUGACCAAGAAGAGGAGGGUAGAGGAUGUGCCUAGCACAAGGCUGAUACACAGUAGGUACUUGGGCAAUAUUUGCUGUGCUGAAUGUGAAGAGCACUGGCCCCCAAGACAGAGAGCUGAAAGCCAUCACCCAAUGCCCAUCCCUUCCUUCCAGUGUUUAAGCGCUCUCAAGGCUGGCUCAGCCACCACUCUGCUUCAGCCAAGUGUGGAAGCACAGGGGAGGAGAGACAGGGUAAAAGGCAGAUGUCAGCAAUACCAAGGGCUUCCUCAUGGGAGGGCAUGAGGCUCCACUCAUUGUCUUGUGACUUCCAUCCCUGCUGAAUGGGGCUGCGAGGCCAAGGCUCCUUACGGGAGAGGUCCUUACCUCUGAUCCAGUUAGAGCAAUAACCACUUUUUAAACAUAAAAUAAAAAGACAAAUGAAAAGGCACAUCCUUGUCUCCUGGUAAAUGCCCAAAUGUUGCCCUCUUUUUCUGGCAAUUGGCAGCAAGUCAGGAUGUGUGGAGGAGGGAAUCAGUUCUCUCUUCCAUUUUGGCCUGCAGUCUCUUAGGGACAUGCCUGCCAGCCAAGCUGGAGUUGGAAGGGAAUUCUUGAACAGAUGGGGGUGCACGUGUAGGA
Messenger RNA from Chinchilla lanigera (long-tailed chinchilla), 2789 nucleotides. It is a transcript of the gene Fndc5, whose product is annotated as fibronectin type III domain containing 5. Gene Ontology annotation, biological process: positive regulation of brown fat cell differentiation. The record is from RefSeq and is a predicted model, not a curated record. Gene Ontology annotation, molecular function: protein binding. The transcript is spliced from 5 exons. Bases 98 to 511 code for a protein of 137 amino acids. Lineage: Eukaryota; Metazoa; Chordata; Mammalia; Rodentia; Chinchillidae.